AUGGCCAGUGUUGUUGUAUGGUUUGGAGGCAAAAAGUUUGUAAACAAGAACACCCUCUUGAUUGGGCUGACGAUGAAAAGUCUUGUGAAAAACCUAGGGGAUCAGUUCAACAUACCCGAAGGUGAAAUGGCUGACUUCAACUUGGAAGAGUUCGUUGAAGCAGCGAUGAAAGUGGAAGCGGGCGAGAUCAAAACAUUAAGGAAACCCGUACCACCCGUGUCUUUCCGUGAUGACGGUGUCUUGAGCUAUAGCAAGUUGCGAAAGUCCAGCGAGAGCGAUAUUCGCUAUGUGGAUGAACGCCUUAGCAAAAUUCGUGAUCUGCCAGCCCUCAGUGAUGAUUCCGCCCGCACAUUGGAAACGUUGCCAAUGAGGAGUGGACACGACAGUCACAUACCUCGUUUGGAUCUCGACUAUCCUUUUUACAUCGACUCAUCAAUUCCUUCGUCGUUUGAUGAUCAGUUUUUGAAGACGGUGUCAAAGCGCAAAGACUAG
Molecule: messenger RNA, 492 nt
Organism: Strongylus vulgaris
Lineage: Eukaryota; Metazoa; Nematoda; Chromadorea; Rhabditida; Strongylidae
Source: the annotation of a GenBank genome assembly